Molecule: messenger RNA, 1062 nt
Organism: Ciona intestinalis (vase tunicate)
Lineage: Eukaryota; Metazoa; Chordata; Ascidiacea; Phlebobranchia; Cionidae
Source: RefSeq, a predicted model, not a curated record
AGGUUUCAGUGCAGUAACAGUGUUUUUGAACAUAGUAAAGUGAAGAAAAACACUAGUUUAGGACCUAAUACAUUGGUCAAAGAUAUUAUGCGGUAAAAUCAGAUAUGCCAUAGUAACAUAAAUAUACUGUAUAUAUAUAUAUAGUUUUAUUUACAUAGGCCUAUCUAUAUAUUUAUAUCUAUCUAUAUUAUUUGUUUUAAAUCAGUAUGGAAUUUAAUGCAAACGAGCAUCAGCACCUCAGAUAUAAUCCAUUAAAGGAUGAAUGGGUCCUUGUGUCACCUCAUCGAUUGAAACGACCGUGGGCUGGGAAAGUAGAAGAAAAUGAAGAAACACAAAUUCCUGAAUAUGAUCCAAAGAAUCCACUGUGUCCAGGAAACAUUCGGUCAAGUGGAAAGCAGAAUGAACAAUAUACAUCCACGUAUGUAUUUAACAAUGAUUUCCCAGCUUUGAUGAGUGAUGUAGUCGCCCCUGCAUGUUCUGAGGAUCCAUUGUUUAAGAUGGCACCAGCUAGUGGCGAAUGUAAAGUGAUGUGUUUCCAUCCUCAUUCAAACGUGACGUUACCUGUCAUGAAAAAGGAAGAAAUACUUAACGUUAUAAAUGAGUGGAUAUCAAUUAUAAAGGAAAUGGCAGCAAAAUACAAAUGGGUUCAAAUAUUUGAAAACAAAGGUGCAAUAAUGGGAUGUUCAAACCCCCACCCUCAUUGCCAGGUGUGGGCGAGUUCUUUUCUCCCAAAUGAACCCCGUGUUUCGGAUAAAACCCAGAAAAGUUAUUUCCUGAAAUACGGUUCUCCGAUGUUGGUUGAUUAUGCUGCAAGGGAAUCGAAAUCUGGUGAACGCACGGUCGUGGAAAACAAUAAUUGGAUUGCAGUCGUUCCAUACUGGGCUACGUGGCCCUACCAAACCAUGUUGUUGCCUAAACGUCAUAUUUUAAGGAUGACAGAUCUAGAAGAUGUGGAAAAACAGUCACUGGCUGAAGCAAUGAAACUCCUGCUUACCAAAUAUGAUAAUUUAUUCAAAGUUUCUUUCCCUUACAGUAUGGGUUGGCAUGGAGCACCAACUGGGC